This is a messenger RNA of Colletotrichum costaricense, 1926 nucleotides long. RefSeq names its product WD repeat domain-containing protein. Gene Ontology annotation, cellular component: nucleus. Gene Ontology annotation, molecular function: protein binding. Bases 1 to 1926 code for a protein of 641 amino acids. The record is from RefSeq and is a predicted model, not a curated record. The transcript is spliced from 3 exons. Lineage: Eukaryota; Fungi; Ascomycota; Sordariomycetes; Glomerellales; Glomerellaceae.
AUGAUAUCACCUCAGCCGCCUCGAGACGACUCCAAGACCACCGGUCUGGCAGGCAUUCCUAUCCCAACGGAGCUUGUCCUGCAGAUCGUGAAAGCCAUUGGCCCACGACCGAAGCCAAAGCCAGCAAAACAUCUAAGACUUCACGGUGCUCUCGAAGCCGAGGCCGACUCCGACUCCGAUGACCUGAAGAUAGUGGAUGAUUAUUUUUACGAAGACCCCAAUAAGCCAACGCCAUCGAACGUUCUUGAAGGCAUUACCGACCUCAAAAAUUUGGCCAUCACAUGUAGGUCACUGUAUCAAACGUUGAGGUGUGUGCUUUACCAGCGAAGUGGACAAGAGGAUGACUGGUAUGCUCUUCGAUGGGCCAGCUUCAACGGCAACCUCCUUGCGUUGGAAGCGGCCGUCGAGGCCGGCGCAUCAGUCAACUACGCCUUUGAGAAGACCGGAACCCCAAUAGACAUGAUGAACUAUGGACGCGUAGAAAGCACUUUUGGAAGCAACUUCCCCAUACUGCAAAGGUCAGAGACGUACAACUUCGGCACACCCUUGCUCGCGGCGGCGUAUGGCGACGUCACCCGGCGACAUCAAGCAAUCAAGUGGUUGCUCUCUCACGGCGCCGACCCAAACACCACAGACGCCAACGGGAUCACGCCGCUGCAUGUCGUAUGUAGAUGGGGCGUACGAGCGAGCGUGACCGUCGAGCUCCUUCUCAAGAAAGGCGCAGACGCCAAUGCCCUCGGCCCUCGGGGAUGGACGCCUCUCCACAUGGCGUGCUACGCGCGGAGAUGGCAUCCUGAUCCGGAGGACCCUCGACGACUGUCUCAGCAGAAGCAGGACCUGGCCAUGAUACCUACUGCAAAGGAGCUGAUCAAAGCAGGGGCUGACUUGCGGGCCAGAACGACCUUGGGCGGAGCGAAGGAGUCUGGCGAGCCCUACAUCGGUGGCUUGACGCCGUAUGAGUUGGCUCUUUACUGUCAGAACGUUACAAUGGUUGAGUUCUUCCGUGAGCAGGAAGCGAUUUCUUCGACGAGUUUGGCCACUACCUCAAGGGCCGUCUUAUCUGCAAGCGGCUCAUCAACCCUCCACAUCCACGACACAGCCGACCCCACGAUCCCCAUCACGCAAUCCAUCAGCGGUGCACACAAGCUGGGCUGCCACCACAUCUGCACCUCCCGCAAUGGUCUGGUCGCCGCGAGUGCAGGCUUCGCCGGCGAGGUGAAGAUCUGGGCCAUCAACAAGGACACGAGCGAGUGGAAGCUCCACUCAGAGAUCACGAACAAGGCGGCCAAGGCCGGCGAGGUAUGGGCCAUUGCGCUUAGCGAGGAUGGAAAAUUCCUGGCGGGUACGACCUACGACGGCCGGGUGAAUGUGUGGGACGUUGGAGAAGAGGGCACGCCCAAGAUUAGAGAGUACGAGACGGGAAGCCCUGGCCAGGGAAGCUUUGGUAUGUCAGUCGACUUGAGCCGUGAUGGGCGAUACACUGCCAGUGGCCACCAGAACGGAGCUGUCUACGUCUUCAACAAUGACAACGGAAAGUUGUUGUUCUCACUACCAGGCCUGGUCAAAUCUGUCCGCUCUGUCUCAUUCUCCCCUGGAAACACCAGACUCGCUGCUGCUGGCGACUCAUCCGUUAUUGCUCUCUACGACAUCAAGAAUGGCGAGCAAGUCAGCAACAUGACUGGCCACUCCUCAUGGAUCACAUCUGUUGACUGGAACGACACGGGUGAAUACUUGCUUAGCGGAGCGAUGGACGGAAAGGUCAAGGUCUGGUCAGUGGAGCGUAGCGCCUGUGUCGCGACGCAUAGCGAGACAGACAAGGCUUUGUGGGCUGUCAAGUGGCUCCCGAAGACUGGAAAGAACGAGUCUUUCUGUACGGCGGGCGCCAACAGGAGCAUUUCAUUCUAUAGGGAAGCUACUGGUGCAUAA